Molecule: messenger RNA, 6217 nt
Organism: Dreissena polymorpha
Lineage: Eukaryota; Metazoa; Mollusca; Bivalvia; Myida; Dreissenidae
Product: ubiquitin carboxyl-terminal hydrolase 47-like
Exons: 32
Coding region: 152-4522 (1456 amino acids)
Biological process (GO): protein deubiquitination
Cellular component (GO): cytosol; nucleus
Molecular function (GO): cysteine-type endopeptidase activity; cysteine-type deubiquitinase activity
Source: RefSeq, a predicted model, not a curated record
CAGCCCUAUGAUGUCUUGAAGUGUUUCACGAAAGAAGAUUUUCACGUCGAUCUAGAUCUUUCACAAACAUACAAAAAUACACAAACAUGAACGUAUUAAGUAAUAACUCAUUGUUCAGUGAUAUGAUGAACGUUUAAAUAUAAUUGAAACCAUGGUCGUCGGCGAUUCAAAUAAAAUGGUCGCUGUAGAGCCGAGCACCGAGGGAGAUGACCGAAAGGUCCUGUGUAUUGUGCGGGACCUUGUCGACCCGGAUGCUAACGCCAUCAAGCACACGCUCAACCUGCAGGCCUCCAUGUCGGUGAGGCGCUUGAUCAACGAGGUGUGCAAGCAGUUUGGAUACAUGCUCAACACCAUCUCUGUGCACUAUGAGAAACAAGAGGGUGGAAUGGUGGAAGAGUUGAAAUUGGAGCAAUAUAAGGAUUGUUUUUUGGAUGACAUAAUGCCCUCAACUGUCAAACGUCACAAUCUGACAAUAUGUGAAUUAGACGACAUAAAGCCACAGAAAAUGCCUCCACCACCUCCGCCGGUAGGGAAAAGUGAGGCCUCGGGAUCAGAAGAUGUCUGGGAGCACGGCUCAUCAUCGAGCCCCGACAAGUCCUCGUACUUCAGCAACAACACGGCUCUGGAGGCCCGUCCUGCUGCUAACAACGUCUCCUCCACCAGCUCUACCUACUCCUCGGAAUUCACAUACUCGUCUGUGAUUACUAAGUCUGAUACUGGUUAUGUGGGACUCGUUAACCAGGCCAUGACCUGCUACCUCAACAGCCUGCUUCAAACGCUGUUCAUGACACCAGAGUUUCGUAAUGCCAUCUACAAGUUCCAUUUCAAGAGUGACACAGGCGUGAAGAACAUCCCGUAUCAGCUGCAGAGAUUGUUCCUACUGUUACAGACAAGCAAGAAACGUGCAGUCGAAACUAUGGACCUCACAAAAAGCUUUGGGUGGGAUAACUCAGAAGUGUGGCAACAGCAUGACGUUCAGGAGCUAUGUCGGGUGAUGUUUGAGGCGCUGGAGGUGUCGUGGAAGGGCACGGACCAGGAGCAUCUCAUCAACCAGCUCUACCAGGGCAGACUGAAGGACUAUGUUAAGUGCUUGGAGUGUAGCAAUGAGAAGGCGAGAGAGGACAUGUACCUGGAUAUCCCUCUAGUCAUACGACCGUUCGGGUCUACUGUAACAUACAAAAGUAUACAAGAGUCAUUAAAUGCAUUUGUUCAACCUGAGACAUUGGAUGGACGGGAUCAGUACUUCUGUGAGAAGUGCAACAAAAAGUGUGAUGCUCAUAAGGGGUUGAAGUUCAUUUCCUUCCCCUACCUGUUAACCCUUCAGAUGAAGCGGUUUGACUUCGACUACUCAACCAUGCACCGCAUAAAACUUAAUGACAAAAUGUCUUUCCCUGAAAUUCUCAACCUGAAUUACCUGAUUGAAGAGGUACACACCAACGCAGAAUCAGCAAUGUCUCCAGACCGAGAAAAUACGGUGAUCGAAAGUAACGCUGCGAAAAACUGUAAUGAUGAUGCUGUAGAUGAAGGUAUAGAGGUGGAGGCGGGAUGUUCAGGGUCCAGUCUAGAGGAGGAGAAUGAGAAAAACAAACAGGCCGAGGCACAGGGCCCCUACGUGUAUGAACUGUUCUCAAUCAUGAUACACUCUGGAAGCGCGGCUGGUGGACAUUACUAUGCCUAUAUAAAAUGCUUAACUGAUGGGCAAUGGUACAGCUUCAAUGAUCAACAUGUAUCUAAGAUAACCUAUGACGAUAUUCGUAAAACCUACGGUGGAAGUUCCAAUAGUCGUGGAUACUACUCAUCAUCAUAUGCCAGCUCUGCCAAUGCCUACAUGCUGAUGUACAGAAAGAAAGACACAGACCGCAACGUUGACUUCCUGAGUAGCGAAGACUUCCCGGAUCAUGUCAAGGAGGAGCUGCGACGUCUCAAUGACAGGGAGGAGGCAGACAGGAAGCAGAAAGAGAUAGACAGGUCAACAUGCAAGAUCAAAAUAUUUUGUCUGCAUCCAGAGUUCAAGCGAAAGAUGGAGCAGAAGCUUGAAGUGCAUAAAGACAAGACUCUCUUAGAGGCUACAGAUCUUGCAUAUAAGAUGUUUGAGCUGGAGCAGUGUGUCACACGUGACUGCGUGCGUAUUGUCAAGUAUGACGAGUACCAGGAUACGCUGGAGUGCUCCUUCGAGGGCGAGGAAGACACCAGCAUGGAGACCCUGCUUGGGGGUGUCAAGCAGAACUACAGCUUCGACCUGCUGCUGGAGACGCGACGACCUGAGCAGAAGUUUCAGCAGUAUAAACCUGGAGGUGUAACAGUGAGAGUGUUCAUAGCGGAUGUUGGUGGUGAUACGAUUGAAGAACCUCAUAUUAGCGUUCGAGCAAACCUUGUACAAACUGUUGAAGAGUUUAAGGAUCUUCUUAUAGAGGUCCUAGGGUUUGAAGACACAGUCUUUCGAAUCGUUCUGGAGAGAUUUCAUAACGAUCUAAAAUUAUUGACAGUUCCAGAAAAAACAUUGAAAGCUGAAGGUUUCUUCAAGACAAAUAAGGUGUACAUAGACCCAGGGUGCCCCGCGCCAGACAGGGAGAUGGUGUUUGACAAGAGCGGGUUCUACAGCCUGCUUGACAGAUACCAGAACACCAUCAACAUUCUUGUUAACCUGCCUACUCCUGGUGAAGUAGCCGACUACAAGGCAGGUCACUACGCGUCCAGCACUGGGCAAGACUCUGCCGUGGAGAGUGGAGUGAACAGUGCUGAGAACAGUGUAGAUAAUGGUUCAGAAAUGUGCAAUCUACCCCCCAGCUUUCACAGCUCGGCUGAGCGGCUGAAUGCCAGGGGAAACUACCACGCCGGGGAUCUGGAAAUGGAUAUAAAGAACUUAGGGCUACACACCAGUCUUAGUCAGAGUGAUCCAAAUAUUUAUCAGAGUAGUUCUAGACAAUUGGACGGUGUGUCUAAAGACGAAAUCCUGCAAAGUUUACAGAAUCGGGGAUCGCGGUCGUCACUAGAGUGCGAGGGUUCGCGGUCGGCGGGAAGUCGGACCUCACGAUCCACUAGCACCAGUGCUGAGUUCACUACAGAAAACAUCAGCUCGUUUUGUGAUCUUAAUGGGGAUUCCCUCGAGACAGGUCACGAGGUGUUAGACUCUGGCAAAGUUGCGGAAGCUUUAAAUGUGCUUUCUACAAACCAUGUUGAUGACCUGAAUAAGAAAAUAUCAGUGGAAAUCGGCUGUGGAGAGCCUGCGAAUUAUACUGUGGUUGACUCGGAUAGUUUACCUUCUGCAAGCCUGCCAGCGGCAGUUAACUCGUUGUCAGACGACGGUCGUGGUCAUGUGUUAAAGACUGGGUCAGAUUAUAUCGUUCCGAAGACUGAAAAUUGGGACGAGCCGUGUUCUGGACCACCCGGGUGCUCGAGCCUCGGUUUGGAUGCACUCAGUGAUACUAGCACGCUGGUUGAGCCGGAGUCAUCAAGGAAAUUCUUUAAAGCUGUUUGGGUGUCUCCCGAAGACUCAUUACAUAGAUCAUUAUCUGUGAUGGUGGACAAACGUAUAACACUUGGAGCUUUCAAAAAGGAGUUGGAAAAAUAUGUAGAAGUGCCAGCAAAUAACUUCAAGGUUUAUAGAGUGUAUUCCAACAACCAAGAAUUUGAGAGUAUUCGGUUAGGGGAAACAUUGUCCUUCCUAGAAGAUGGGAAGAUAAACAUCAAGCUUGGACGUGCCUUGAAGAAUGGAGAGUACCGGGUUAAGGUGUUCCAACUGCUGGUCAACGAAACAGAGCCAGCCAAGUUUUUGAUAGACACCAUUUUUGCCCGCGGGAUGACUGUCCUGGAAUCCAAGAAGCUAAUCAUACCAGAGCUUAAGUCCCAACUGAACAUGGAUAUUCCUUUGGAAAGACUGCGACUACGUAAGAAGACUUGGAAGAAUCCUGGCAGCAUCUACACGGACACACAGGCCUAUGAGGAGGAGAUACCCAUCUACCCGAACUGGGAAGUCUUCAUGGAGGUCCUAGAUUCAGGUGACGAAACAUUGAAGUCCACUUCCCAGCUGGCCCUGUUUGUGCGACGCUGGUUCCCGUCCAAAUACGAGCUGGGCCCGAUAGAGGAAGUGGUCCUUAGUGAGCAGUCUGUGGAUGGCUUGAAGUCUAAAAUAUCUGAACUAAGUGGCUUAAACAUUGAAGAUAUAGACAUAGCAAAGGGAAAGGGCACAUUUCCGUACGACAUUUCCCUGCUGGAGAUCCACAAUGACCUUGACUGGAAUGUUUCUGUGACGACCCUGUCCAUGUAUCCGCUGUACAUAUGUGAUGACGGCUGUCUGGUCUACUACCGAGACAGCGAGGAAAAGCUAGCUGACCUCUCGGAGACUCAACGCAAAGAGAUUGAAGUUAAAGAGAAUGCCAGAUCCAGAACAACACAAAAGGUCACAUACUCCCCAAGGAAAGAACGGGCUUUAAAGAUCUACACUGAAGAGAAUCCAUCUGUUUCCAUGACUGCAGAAUCAAAAACAACUACUGUCGACACGGCAACUCCAGAUCUUGAUUAACAAAUGAAAAGUGCAACUCAAAUCAAUUCUGGUCAAAUAUUUGUGUAUUCUGAAGGAUAAAGAAGCUCAUAUAUAUAUGUAUAUAUAUAUGUUAACAAAGCAAUCGUACAAUAUAAUAAUAUAUUAUAGAGUUCUGUUGAUUAUACCCCCAUAACUUUGUGAUGCCAUUUUGCAAAAUGUAUAAUCUGUAUUUAUUAUUUAAUAUUAAUGUAUAGUUAUUGAAAGAGAUACAUUUACAAUGUUAGUUUUAUUUUGUUUGCGUAUGUUUCAGAAAUGCAAUUUUCCGUCGUCCUACCGUUAGAACAAUGUCAGAAUAUCAUUUGUUUUAUUUGCAUAUUGCUAAUUUUUUAAUGUAUUGAAUGUAAAUAAAAUGAGUUCAUUAUUGUAAUUUACUGAAUGUAAAUUUUGGAUCCAGAGAAUGAAGUUAUUUUGCUUGACAUGUUUACUGUAAAAUCCUUUUGUUUGAAAGUGGUUUACCAGGUAGGUCCUGAAUUCACCAACAAAAACUUGGAUUGAGAAAAAAGAAAAUAUUUUGACUCACUAAAAUUAUGUUGCAUUUCCAUAUUAGAACACUGGCUACACAUUUCUCGCAUUUUGAAUGUCAUUUGGUUAAACGUUUUUAAGUUAAUUUAGACUAGUGAAAUUUUGAUCCUAAUUCAAAGUCUGACUCAUCAUUCAAGAGAUCUGAGAAUCUUACAUUUACGAAAAUGCUUGAUCUGGGAACAAGGCUUUAUACAUGUGUGUAGUGUCGUCCCAGAUUAGCUCAUACAGUAUGCAUUGUCAAUUCAGGGACAACACUUUCCGCUUUUAUGGUAUUUUUGGUUGGAAUAAUGAAGUCUCUUUUUAGUAUAAAAGCAGUUGAGUCGGAAAUUGUUGUUCAUGAUAAGCAUGUGCGGAAUGCACAGGCUAAUCUAGGACGACCCUUAAUACACAUGUGUUGAACCCUGAUUUCCUAGAGUGAGGCUAAAAUAUGUUGUUUCUUUAUUUAACAUACAUAACAAGUGUAGUUUCUAAUAACGCGUUACACAACGUACAUAUGUCUUAAUAUAAAUUUCGAGUACACCAUCGCAUUUUUUUACGGAAUAGAAAAAUGAGCAGGUACUGGUUGGUUUAUGCCUGUAAAAAGCGUGAAAGUUACGACGUGACGUGUAUGUUCAUGACACAGCUCAGAGAAAUCAUUCAUGCGUGACACAUUAUCUUUCAUGAUGCAUUUCAAAUUGUGUAAUGCUAGUCUAUUUGAUUGGAUAGCUACUAUUCUAAUAAAAAUUGUAUUAUUUAAUUUGCAUUCUGUAUCCUUAAAAUUAACAUCAAACUACUUUAUAUUAAUUCUUUCAUCAUUGCUUACUGGUGUUCAUUUGCUACAAAGGUUGUUCAAUACCUAUCCCACGGCAUGCUGUUGUUAACGGAGAUUCUUUUACAGAAUAAGUUUGCAUCACAAUAAGAAAUUAUCAUUAAAUUGUUCAAUAUAAAUAUAUACAAUCGUUUUAUAGUCAGUUUUUUGUAGCUCAACUGUCAUGUAAUUGUUAAUUGAUUUUAAUUUGUAUAGAUGAACUACGUUUGCUAAAGUGUAGAGACGUGAAUAGUGGCUGUAUGCAUAUUGCUAGUUUGUAUGGGAGAGGAAAUGUAAAAAUAUUAUUAUGUAUGUUUAUGAACAUAAACCUGCUGUAGAUUGAAAAUAAACAUGCGUCAUAUUUA